Messenger RNA from Ilex paraguariensis (yerba mate), 1371 nucleotides. The record is from the annotation of a GenBank genome assembly. NCBI's taxonomy places the organism in Eukaryota, Viridiplantae, Streptophyta, Magnoliopsida, Aquifoliales, Aquifoliaceae.
AUGGGAGAUAAAGGCUUAGUUGAAUGGGAGAUUAUUGGAACCAGGCCAAAGGCCCAAGGUUUUGUUUGCUCACUUUUCCUCCUAAUUCUGAUCAAGUUCUUCCACAAGGUAUGGUUGACUCCAAUCUACAUUCAAUAUGUCAUGAGGUCUCAAGGAGUCAAAGGCCCUUCUUAUGAAUUCUUCCAUGGAAACAACAAAGAGAUGAUUAACCUGAAAAAAAUAUCCAUGAUCCGUCCCAUGGACUUGUCACAUGACAUAUUUUCCAGGAUUCAGCCUCACAUGUACUCGUGGAUCAAGCAAUAUGGGAAGCAUUUUCUUUUUUGGAAUGGUCCUCAAGCUCAAUUGGUUGUUACUGAACCUGAGCUAAUAAAAGAGAUACUAAGCAAUAAAAAUGGUGCAUUUCCAAAAGUUAAACUCCAAAGUCAUGCGAAGAAGUUAAUAGGAGAUGGGCUCGUAGUUACAGAAGGUAAAAAAUGGUCAAAGCUACGCAAACUGGCAAACCAUGCUUUCCAUGCUGAGAGUUUGAAGGAGAUGGUUCCAACAAUGAUUGCAAGUGUAGAAGCAAUGCUCGAAGGAUGGAGACAUAAUGUAGGUAAGGAGACAGAGGUAUAUGAAGCAUUCAGUGUUUUGACAUCAGAAGUGAUAUCAAAGACAGCUUUUGGAAGCAGUUACUUGGAAGGGAAAAGUAUAUUUGAGAUGUUGGAGAAGUUGGGCAUAGUACUUUUCAGAAACGAUGGGAAAGUACGUUUUCCCAUCCCCGAAAAAUUAUACAAAACAGCGGAUGAUAUUGAGUCAGAUGAACUUGAACAAUCACUGCGUAACUCCAUUAUAGCAAUUGUAAAUAAAAGGGAAGAGAAAAUCAAGAAUGGAGAAGCAAAUAGCUAUGGGAAUGAUUUUCUUGGAUCACUGAUAAACAUCUAUCGUGACAAGGAUGAGAAUAACAGGAUUUCGCUAGAUGAUCUGAUUGAUGAGUGCAAGACAUUCUACCUUGCGGGACAUGAAACAACUAGCAGCUCACUAACUUGGGUCAUUCUUCUUCUAGCAAUCCACACAGAUUGGCAACAGAAAGCCAGGGAAGAGGUCCUUGAACUUUUCGGCAAAGAAACUCCCAAUCCUGAGGGAAUCGCGAAAUUAAAGAUUGUCAACAUGAUCAUUUGUGAAACAUUGAGGCUAUACCCUCCAGUUACUACACUUCCAAGAACAGUGAAAAGCAAAGUUAGACUGGGGAAGCUUGUUCUUCCACCUAAUAUAGAGAUUUUUAUUCCACCUCUAGCACUCCACCUGAACCCCGAAAUAUGGGGACGAGAUGCUCACCUCUUUAAGCCAGAGAGAUUUUUGGAAGGGUGGCUAAAGCAACAAAUAACAACAUGA